This is a messenger RNA of Microplitis mediator, 902 nucleotides long. Its product is annotated as trypsin-1-like. Gene Ontology annotation, molecular function: serine-type endopeptidase activity. The record is from RefSeq and is a predicted model, not a curated record. Gene Ontology annotation, biological process: proteolysis. Lineage: Eukaryota; Metazoa; Arthropoda; Insecta; Hymenoptera; Braconidae. The transcript is spliced from 6 exons. The coding region runs from base 42 to 812 and encodes 256 amino acids.
AUACCUAAGUGUCAUUCCAACUGUUUACUUACAUCGUAAUUAUGAAAGUAAUACUGACACUCGUAAGCUUCGCGGCACUUACUCAAGCUGGAGUCUUGCCAAAACCUUUUCAAGGCCGGAUUGUCAAUGGAAAUGAUGCUCAACUUGGGGAAAUCCCGUAUCAAGUAUCACUUCAAACACCUUAUAGCUCUUUUCACUUUUGCGGAGGUUCAAUUUUAAGUGAAUUUUACGUUAUCACAGCAGCUCAUUGUGUUAAAGGAAAAUUCCCAAGUGAUAUAAAAGUUGUUGCCGCUACAAUCGAUUUAAAAAAUCCUCAGUCAACUCAUGAGGUCAUGAAAAUUGUUGUACAUGAAAAAUAUAAUGCUGUCGAUUCAUGGCGUCAUGAUAUCGCUCUACUAAAGGUUAAAAAAGCCUUUAAUGUUAGUGAUGUUAUGAAUUUCGUUGCUCUGCCGAAUCCAAGUGAAGAAAUACCACAAGAUUCUAUCGCGGUUGUGUCCGGCUGGGGGCGAUUAUGGGAAGGCGGAAGUAGUCCAACUAUUCUUCAAAAGGCUAAAAUAGUUAUCGCUGCUCAGGAUUAUUGUGAGAAUAAAUAUGGUGAUCAAAAUUUGAAUAUAUAUGAUACUCAUGUUUGUGCUUACGACCCAGUAGAAGAAAUUGGCUCGUGUCAUGGUGACUCUGGCGGACCUUUGACAGUUAACGGUAAACUUAUUGGUCUUGUGUCUUGGGCAAUGGGUUGUGCAUCCACAGAAUACCCUACUGUGUACACACGAGUUACUGAGUAUGUGUAUUGGAUCAAAGCUCAUGCAAUUUAAUUAGUUACGAAUUUUAAGAAAAGUUGUUAACUACCAAACCAAUUUUAUAUCUUUGUAAAAUAAUAACUAUAUUGUAUAGUUUUGCUCUAA